This is a messenger RNA of Gossypium raimondii (Peruvian cotton), 1242 nucleotides long. RefSeq lists its product as uncharacterized. Lineage: Eukaryota; Viridiplantae; Streptophyta; Magnoliopsida; Malvales; Malvaceae. Gene Ontology annotation, cellular component: mitochondrial membrane. The record is from RefSeq and is a predicted model, not a curated record. The transcript has 2 exons. Gene Ontology annotation, biological process: iron import into the mitochondrion. Gene Ontology annotation, molecular function: ferrous iron transmembrane transporter activity. The coding region runs from base 108 to 1073 and encodes 321 amino acids.
AGCAGCUCUGCUUUGUUAGACCUGAAAGUCAUCUCUAAUUCCCGCCCACUCUUUGAUUAUAUAUUUGGACCCCAACCAACUCUUUGUUCGCCACCCUUAACUUCAUCAUGGCCACUGACGCUUCACCCCAGCUCCGGUCCGUGCCACCUUCUUCAGACUUUCACCCUGAAAUCUCACUUUCUCAGUCGCCAACCCACGAUGGCCUUCACUUUUGGCAAUUCAUGAUCGCUGGCUCCAUAGCCGGCACCGUCGAGCACAUGGCUAUGUUUCCUCUCGACACACUUAAGACACGCAUGCAAGCUCUUGGCGCUUCAUGUUCGGUUCAACCCGUCAGCGUUCGUCAAGCCCUCGGUUCCAUCUUAAAGCUAGAAGGUCCUCCCGGUCUUUACCGUGGUAUAGCUGCAAUGGGGCUUGGCGCAGGACCUGCACAUGCAGUUUACUUUUCUGUUUACGAGCUAUCUAAGCAAGUUUUGUCCCGUGGUGAUCCGAAUAACUCAAUGGUUCACGCUGCUUCUGGCGUGGUGGCCACAGUAACAAGUGACGCGGUCUUCACGCCGAUGGAUAUGGUGAAGCAGAGACUGCAGUUGAAGAAUAGUCCGUACAAAGGUGUAGCGGAGUGCGUGCGUAUGGUGGUGAUGGAGGAAGGGAUUGGAGCCUUCUAUGCUUCUUAUAGAACCACUGUUAUUAUGAACGCGCCGUUCACUGCUGUCCACUUUGCCACAUACGAGGCGGCAAAGAGAGAGUUGAUGGAGGUGUCGCCUGAUACAGCCAAUGAUGAGAGGUUGGUAAUUCAUGCCACUGCUGGUGCCGGUGCUGGUGCCUUGGCUGCUGCUCUUACGACUCCGCUUGAUGUUGUUAAAACCCAGUUGCAGUGUCAGGGAGUGUGUGGUUGCGAUAAAUUUUCGAGCAGUUCAAUUGGGAAUGUGAUUGAAACAAUAGUGAAGAAGGAUGGAUACAGGGGCCUUAUGAGGGGAUGGAUUCCAAGGACGCUCUUCCAUGCUCCAGCUGCUGCAAUCUGUUGGUCUAUUUACGAAGCAUCUAAGUCCUUCUUCCAACAGCUUAACAGCCGCUAAAACCAAACCAAGCAUCAUCUCUGUCAAACAAAUAACCUUCACACUUGAAUGAAUGUCCAAUACAACAUUGAAACUUCGCAGUACGCUUGUCUAAAAUUUGCUCCCCGCACAGGUCAAGCAAUAUAUUACUACUUUUUAUUAAUCAAUCAAGUUAGUUGAUCCUUUCUCA